This is a messenger RNA of Acanthaster planci (crown-of-thorns starfish), 8088 nucleotides long. RefSeq lists its product as uncharacterized. Gene Ontology annotation, cellular component: cytosol; plasma membrane. Gene Ontology annotation, molecular function: phosphatidylinositol 3-kinase binding; insulin receptor binding. Lineage: Eukaryota; Metazoa; Echinodermata; Asteroidea; Valvatida; Acanthasteridae. Gene Ontology annotation, biological process: insulin receptor signaling pathway. The record is from RefSeq and is a predicted model, not a curated record.
UUUGGGCUCUGAAACCAGCGGCCGAAGGAGCAAGUCGCGCGCUAGAGCUGCCCGCAGCUGGUCGAGCAUGCAUGCGGCUACUGAAGUCUUUUUCCAAAACAGCGGAAGAUUCCUCAUUAUUUGCGUAACGAUUUGAAAAAGGUACCUCAUUAUCCGAUUUGGAGAGCUAAAGUGAAGGUUAGGUUCUUCAAUUUCUGCAGCCGAUUACAGGCUCUGUGAAGUAGACUCCUGCAUUGUGUUGCGGCAUAUUCUGGAUGAUCCCAUUGGUGAGUGAAAACAAGAAUGUUGCAGCCUAGUUCAACCCGCACCCCAGCUAUCCGUUCUCGCUUCCAGUCCCACAUAAUAUAAACAUGACGGUGUAAACACACCCCCGGGAGGGGGGGGGGACACGCAGGUAUCCAGCAAUUAAAAAACAGGCCCACCGACCAGGAAACCGGAGGAGUCGUAGAGAGUUCAACCUCAGCUGCUGCGUCUGGCAGGGACUUGGCUUUAGAUGGUUCAUCAUUUUGGUCCACCAUGUCGUCGCAGAAGGAAAACAUACCAGGAGCAGGAGACGGGUCAGACAUUGUCAAGUGUGGCUACUUAAAGAAGUUCAAGACGAUGCGAAAGAAGUUCUUUGUGCUCCGUUGUGAGAGCAGUUCGUGCCCUGCCCGUCUGGAGUACUAUGACAGCGAGAAGAAGUUCAGGGCGGGGGCGCUCUGCAAGCGCACCAUUGACCUCAAGACGUGCUUCAACAUCAACCGCAAGACAGACAGCAAGCACCGGCACGCCAUCGCGCUCUACACGCGCGACGACUGCUUUGUGGUGGUCGCCGAGGAUGAGAACUCACUCAACGAGUGGUUGCAGGAACUGUUGCUGCAGCAGCAAGCUGAAAAUGACGGCAUGCCCAUGCCGGCCUUUGAACAUGUCUGGCAGGUAACAGUGAAACCUAAAGGACUUGGUUCUAGCAAAGGACUGAGUGGGAACUAUCGUCUCUGCCUAACGGCCACCACCGUUAACCUUGUUAAGAUGAACUGCGAAAAUGAGGACCUAGAAUUCCCACUUUCAGCCAUCAGGAGAUGCGGUCACUCGGAUUGCUUCUUCUUCAUGGAGGUCGGGCGGCAGUCAGUGACGGGUACCGGAGAAAUUUGGAUGCAGGUGGAGGACACCGUGAUAGCACAGAACAUCCAUGAGGCCUCCUUGAACGCGAUGCGCUCCAUCAGCCAGCAGGAGGAGGAGAUGCGACCCCGCAGCCAGAGCAGCGGUAACACCUCGGAGGCCAAACCAGGCUCUUCCCGCCGACAGGUGGCCACCCUGGGCCCCUCCUGGCGCACCCGGUGUGAAUCCAUGCCAGCCCAGAACCGCCCACGCAUGGGCCGAUCCCGCCUGGGCAGCGAGAGCGAGGAGAGCCUUCAAGAAGAACCUAGCCCAACAAGUGCACCGUCGGGUUCAGCGUUGACGUCGUCAGUGAUACGCCCUCGGACUCAGAGCGAGGGGGAGGGGAACCACACCGCCCGCAAAGGCGGGACCAGCUUGCAUAAGUAUGGUAUGAAAACACGCCCUCGGACGGCCAGUGAAGGAGAAUCACAUUUUCGCAGUGGGCGUACACCCGAAAGUCCCACCAAGGCCAGAGGGCGCUUUACCAUGCCACAGCGGACUGGUUCCGGCAGCCUACGACCGGCCAGCAUGCAUCGUGUUGUGCAGCCCAUUUCCAACUCACCACCCAUACCAAACAGUCCUCUGAGCGAAAGCCCUCUUGGUGUUAGCGACGAUCGUUAUCCUUCUUAUCCCCAGCCCCUGCAUGCCUCUGACCCCAAUCUCUCUGAUGAGUACCCUAGCUUCGGAACCAGUCCCAGUGACCACCUCAUUGCACGGUUUUCGGGAUCUGGACGUAGCCGGACGCCUGACUCACCAACCCGCACUCCGAUCAGAGAGGAGAGCUUGGAGUUUACCGAUGAAUACAUGAAUAUGGCUCCUUCUGGAGCCACCAAAGCUAUCCUGACCACUCCCAUAUUCACCUGUCAGCCCUCACACCAUCACACAACAAACAUCGGAGGGCGGGCUCCAUCCCCUGACCACGGCUACAUCACGUUGCGGCCAGUUCACAUCACCAUUUCACCACCACCACCCCCAUCACCGUCUGAGAGAAAUAUUUCACCACCUCGAUCACCCCAGACCUUUUCACCACCAACAGAUGAGGACCAGUCGUACAUGUCCAUGAACCCAAUGAGCAGGGGAUCACGGGGGUCGUCUCAUUAUAACCAACCCACCCAAGCCCCGCCCCAACUGGCCCAGAGGUCUGCCAGCAUCAGCGGGCGAUUGAUGACGGUCCCGCCCAACCAAGGGGAUGAAGGCUACAUGAUGAUGGCCCCAAGGACAGCUGCUCAGAAACGAGGCAGCACCGGAAGUCGUGAGGCUGUGAUGAAACGAGGCAAUACGACAGAUGGCCGUGACGCUUUGAAGCCCCUGGCCUCGGACACUGACCAGGCCUACACAAUGAUGCAGCCCAUUCCAAAGCACCAUGGCAACAGCACAGUGCAUGAUGGGAUAGCAAGCAAAGCCACUGGGCAUGUCCCCAAAGCGCCAACUCCCAACAGCCAUGGGAAGUCGCGUGGGAGUUUUUCGUCAGUGCCUGGUGCCAUCAAGCCCUCUGAGCAGAAGAUGAAACCCAGUGAGAUCCUUGUUCGCAGUAUGUCUGAUUCCAAGGAGCCCAUCUUGGACACAUACAUGACCAUGGAGUUCCAGCCCAAAGACAGUAAAACGAAAUCGCCUGACAUUUCAAAAACUGGUAACCUAAGCCCUGGGUUGGAUAAUAUCGAUGAGAACAAGAACCGUAAAUCGGAUUAUGUGAAUGUUAGCUUACGAGACUCAUCUCCCAAGCCAGGGGAUAGUGAAUAUACUUUCAUGGUUCCUUCCUCAAGACCAGUGAACGCGAGGAAAGAAUCUGAUAAAGGACGGAGUCAGUCCGCUGUCGAGAGUCUACUGAGAGGAACCCAGAAAGCAGAGGUGGCUUCACGGGGGAGCGAAUACAUGAAUGUGGAGUUCUCAAAGGGUGGGAUGCCUAGUGGAGAGAUGCCAGCUAGACCGGUGCCACCCAUUCCUGCACGGAUACCGGCCGGGAAGCGGGACGAUGGGGAGUACAUGAAUGUGGAGCCGGGGCUGAGCGUCCGACCGCACAGCCCGCGCUCGCCCACAUCGCCACCCGUUCUCCCACAGCGAAUGAAUGUCCUACCACCACGGAACCCCAGCCCUGGAACCCCACCCGGUGCGUACUCACCCAGCCUAUCAGGAGGUGGGGCAGGUCGUCGAGCGGCCGAUCUGAAAGUGGGUGUGGAGGAGCUGACCCUGAGUGAUGGGUCACCAGGCAACUCUGCCCCAACCUCCCUGGGCAGCGCCAGCUCACUGACGUCCGGUAACAAGAGCUGCGAGCCCUCCCCCGGCCCUCCAUCGCGCCACUCCUCUUGCCGAUCCAGCCAAACCUCCCUGGCUGACCGGGAGCUGAACUACAUUGAUGUGGAUAUUGGUCAGCCCGACACCAACAGCUCUGCCAUACCGCUGGAGCGGCGUGCUCGCUCACCCUUCACACGUCGAGCAGCCGAAGAGGAUAAAUCGGCUAAGCCGACAAAUUACGCCACGAUAGACUUCACCAAGUCUGAGGGCUUACGCAGUGCAACUUCAACACGAGAAAACAGACCCUUAUAAAGAUUCCUUUCAAGAACCACACGCAGCCUGUCACCAAAUUCACCUGCUUUAUUAUAAUAUUGAUGUUAUUUUCUCUCUUUGGUGGCACACAAGGCACACUCUCCUCUUUCUAUGCGUUCAAUCAUCUCAGUUCUUAGUGGAUUUUUUUAUACAUAUUCAUGUGUCUCAACAUUUAAUAGGAAGAUCUUUUUGAAAUACUUUUACAUUUCCUUUACACAACAAAAAGCCAGCUCUUCAAUCAGUUCCAAGUGGGCGAACAAAGCAUAUUUAACUUGGAUUCAUAUCUCUCUGGGUUUUUGUUUUUCUUUAAACAUCACUUUGUCUUGUUAACGAUUAGAGUAAGUUCGUUAUUCUCUGGCUGAAUGUACUGGUAUUCAUUUGUAAACCUGCGUUUUUAUCAGUAAAGUGGAAGUUUCCCACGCCCAGCUUUACAAAGAGUACCGUGACGGGAUGUUCAGAUGGCGGACCAAUUCAAGUUGGAGAUCAACGGGUAAACUCACCAUCAUGCCAAAGGCAUGAAAUGUCUUACUGGAAGCCAGAUUAGAACCCCGAUCCAUGGGUGUCAGUCGGGGGCGGGGGGUUACAUAUCCCCCACGCUUUUUGUCGAGGGUCGUUAAAUCAUUCCCCCAUUUUUUGGUGUUGAGAAAAAACAAUGAACGCAGAUUGUGCAGAUUUGUUUGGACGUUCCAACGACCAUAAUGUAUUUAGUUGCACGCAAAAAAGGGAGAAAAAUCUUUUGAAAGUCGUAAAAACGCCGUUUUGAUGUAAGUUUCUGCAGUUGUGUUAUACCUAUUACAGAUGUACAUCUGUAUCGUGACCAUCUCCCCCGGUGUCAUUUGGUUUCGGCACCCCACCCCCCGCCAGGCAAGUCAUCCCGCCCCCCACAAUCCCCGUCCUUCUUACCGGCACAAAUUUACGCCGGCUCCCUUCCGAGAAAAUUACAGUUAGGCUGUCCUACCAUUACCAAAGACGUGGUUGUAAGUAGCAGAAGUCAUCAUAAUCUUCAGGAAUUUUUGUUUUCACAGGGACAGGAACUUACAACUAAGCAAAUGAGAGAAUUACUAAACCUCAUUAGUUUUAGAGAGGAACCUUGACCCACUUACUCUACGUCGUGCUACCGAUGUAUGUAUAAUUACUCGGCAUGAUGAGGAUUCGAAAUACCAAGCGUACCAAAAACCUUAUUCGUUUCCCUCAGAAGAUUUGUAUUCUUUUGUCCCGUACUUUUCUAGUCCAAAGAUUCUUAAUUUUGAGUAGGUUUUUUCGAGCAUCUUUGUGAAGCAUGUUAAGUGUAACAUUAUGAUCAUAAGGUAUUUAAUCAGAAGAGAAAACUGAUCUAAUGUGAACCGCUGUUGUUUCCGUAAAAUGUUUACUGAUAUUCACACUAGUAAUUGUGUUUCUGGAAUCCCAGCGUCGUUGAAAUUUCUGGUGUUUGUAUUCUUGUAACGUGCAGUACGAUGCUGUCCGCUAUUCUGUGCGAAUGCGAUAUCAGCUGUAGACGUCACGCAGUACUAUUUUUAUCGUUCGACGCCUUCUGCCGUUGUGCUCGGUCUUUUAUACAUAUCAGUAAUUGGAGCUCAGUGAAUGAUUUUCCUCAAAAAUUUGGCCUCUACGAUAGAUGUAAUGUGGCGUUGUUUGGCUUGGGUUUAAAAUGUGGGACCCUUCAAUGACCAAAAAUAUAAUUUAAUGUUACCAAACCAGUUUUGCCUUGAUUCUGCUGUUGCAGGUGUGUUCAUUAUAUUUAACUGCGAAAUAUAGGUUUCCCGGCCAAAUUCGGAAAAUGCGCGAUAUUUCGAUUUAGCGUAGGUUUUGAAAACGACUUGAAACCUGGUUUCAUUUUCGCAAUAAGAAGCAUUCGACUUCGUUUGGCAUCCUUAAAAUAAAUGCAGGUCCAUUACUUUUCAUUAAUUAAAGAGGUUACAGACACGUCACUGGGAUUUUGGCGUAUUUCUUGUUAAUUACAGCAAAUGUGCAUUCUUAUUCGCUGAAAAUCUGUCUUUUACCGUGACCCUUCGGAAGUGAGUAUUGAUUGUUGUUUGCUGUUAUUUAAAACCGCAAAUUAUACGUUCAAUUUGAUUAGAAUAUACAAGGCUACACAAAUCACUACACCACAAAAAUGUCUUGUCACUCAUUUACAGUGUGUUUGUUAUCAAACUGUCAAAAAAAUCCAGGUUUCUGCUUGAAACGCAGUACAAGAAAUAAGAUUCCCUCAGUGCCGGUGCUUAUAGGUUUUCUACUAUAGACGGUAGUUUCCAAUGACAACAUGAAUAAUUUAUAUCAGUCAUGAAUAUUCAAACAUUUAACUAAUCAACGAAACACUUCUAAGAAUGUCACUUCUGUUAACAUACAAACGAAUUCAAUUUCUUGACCAGGCAUAUAAAUGACAUUUCGUGUGAAAUUGCCUGCACAUUUUACGAAAUAGCUUGAGUUCAAAUUAAGAUGAAUGCAGGAUUGCAGAGGGGCAUUCAAUUUGGCCCAGAAAUGAAUGACAAUAUUCUACACCGGUGCAACAUCAGGAAAUUGAAUGCUGACUCCAUACGACUGAAAGCACCCUCCUUGAAAUAGAAUUUUAUUUAUUAAAUAGAAACGGGGAUUUCAAUGUUCGUUCUGUUUCACUUGAAAGCGAAUGCUGCUAUUACUAAUUCAUUGACACAUUUCCGCAAAUGGCCGGGAAAACCUAUCGUAGAAACUGUUCUCUGUUGGAAAAACGUCACUUUUCAAGCUAAAGGUAAGAUAGUGAAAAGUUCUUAUUGAGGGUGGAGCAGCGUUAGUACGUUUGUUGCACAGCCCCCCAAAAAUUGAAAUUCCUAGCCUUUUCUCUAGACUACAUUUUCACGGAGCUUAAAUGUAACUUUUCCCUGAACUGUAUUGUUAGUUGACUGCCUUUCUCUAAAAGCAGAAAUCAUUCUUCAUCGUCUGUCAUAAUAUUGUGAUGUAGUGCUCAGAAGUAAGUACAUGUAACUCAUCAGGCAGCUGAAUUACGUCACACCACGAUGGCGUAGCUCAGCGCAUGCGCCACUAAGUCUUGAUCCAUUGUUUUGCUCAUUCGUACGUACUUGAAUGGGGUCUGUGAUGUUACGGAAAAGAAAAAGGCUCAUUUAUAGUUGAAGAAAGACGUCAUAGAUCUUUACUGAUUAAUGUACAGUUUGAAGUAACCCGCAAAUAUGGCCGUGUGCUGUUUAUUUUGCCCCGGCUUGAAAUUAUGCACGACUCUAUUCGAAGUGGCUGGAGCCACUUCCACAGACUCGUGUGUAACUUCAAGCCGCAGCGAAGCCAUUCAGACUCGGACUUUCAUCUGAACUCUUAUUUGGUUUGAGACCGAAACCCACUUUUUUGUGUGUUUUUGAUAUGUAAUGUAGGAGGGCCUGACGUUCCGAUUCCGGCUGAAUAUUUCAGAAGAUGCUUCUUUGGGUAUAAAAAUGUUGGUGUGGCGAGAAUUAGGAAAAUUUAGAAUCACAUAUAGAGCGAACAGUCCAUGUACAUUCAUGUUCAGGUUUUGUGUCAGUGCUCAAGAGCAACUUCGUGUACAUGAAGUGACAUACAUGUACAAUACACGCGUGAAUGGCCUGUUAACAAAACGCCAAAAAGAUUUCAGUAUGGUAUAAUUUGUAGGGCUGAUCCUAGUCAUAUUUCGAUGAAAAGAAAUCGGAGACUUGGUAUGGAUUUCACUACAAGCGAAUUUUCUAAUUUAGAUGUUUUAUGCUGGAUCCCGCACUUCUCACAGCAUUGUCUGUUUUUUUUCUUUAUAUUACUUUACCAAAAAAAAAUCAGGAAUCAAGCGUUUAUGAAAGAAUCGAUGCCUGUUUCACCUAAUAUUUUUGAAAUAUUGAAAAGUCAUUUACAUUCGCACUGGUAUUUUCAGAAUCACAUUGUAAGGGGUCAGGGUCGGAUCGAUUAUUUGUUAUUGGUAUAGUUGAAAUAAACCGAAUCUCUUUCGAUAUUCGUUUACCUCAAACCGUACGGUAUACACCUUUCUUUUUUCUCCUAUUUUUGUAGCUUACUUUUUAGAAAAAAAGCUGCCUCAUUAUCGAUUGAUUGAUGAGCUGUUAAUAGUCCUUAUCAGGUUGUAGAUUUAAGUUUGUGCGUUUUGUCAAUUUUAAAAUUUUAGAUUUUCAAAUCAAAAGUGAGAUUUUUAGUAGCAGCCAAAACAGUGGAGACGGAUAUCUGUGUGAUUUGUUUUCAUUUUUUGUCCAUGACGAAUGAGUAAAGUUCGUGUUAGUUUGUAAGUGCUGUAUCGGGCAGAUGCUUCCCUUGGAAAGUGGUUACAUCGUGAUUGUUUCUAUCGAAAUAUUCAAAAUGUGUAAAUAAAUUCAUGAGAGAAAAAUACUUUAAAGAAGCCAAAUGAUGUUUAUGUUAUGCUGCUGAAGGUACAUUGACGUAUGUAUUAAAAUCAAGAACAACUCAAAGUGA